AAGAGGUGAUUAUCGACGGUGUAAAAACCGCCGAUAUGACCCGGGAACAAUUAGAAGCAUUUGCACUACGCUUGAAAGAAGAAACCGAUCGAGAACGUGAAGAACGUAACUACUUUCAAUUAGAACGUGACAAGUUACGAACAUAUUGGGAAUUAACAAAAGAUCAGCUCGAUGAAGCUCGUGCUCAAUUACGUAAUAUGGACCGGGAGAUGGAAGAGGGUCGUGAACGAAAUGCUGAUGAAAUAAAAUUAUUUAAGCAACAAAUUAAGCAUUUAAGCUACGAACAGCAAAAUAAUAUUGCUGAACUCCGUGCAGCUGAAAUGGUUAAUUUGAAAUUAGCUCAAGAUGAUCAUUAUGCUCAGGAAAAUCAACUUCAACAGGAUAAAACUGAUCUCAAAAAUAAGUUAAUUGAGCAACAAUUAACAUUUGAAGAAAACUUAAAUAUUCAAAAGUUGAACCAUGCCAAAGAACUUAGCAGCGUACGAGGUGAAUUUGAGCUUUAUGCUAAAGAAUUAGAGCUAAAAUAUGAUAAGAAAUUUGGUGAGCUUCGAUAUGACUUGGGAUUGAAGCAUCGUAUGGAAAUGGCUGAAGUGGAAGAACGUAAAAGUCGACAAAUAACUGAGCUAAUGGAGAAUCACGAACGUGAUUUUAGCGAACUAAAAAAUUACUACAAUGACAUAACCUUAAAUAAUCUCGCAUUAAUAGCUAGUUUAAAGGAGCAAAUCGACGUUCAGGUUGAUCAAUUAUCUCGAAUUAAUAAACAAUUAGCUGAUACAAAUGCUGAAAAUAAAAAAUUAGUGGGGCCAUUACGUCAAGCUGAACAUGAAGCGCGUGACUUAAGACAUAAAAUGCAAAAUUAUGAGAAAGAUAAACAAUCGUUGAAAAAUACAAAAAUUUUGUUAGCUCAAAUACAAAAACAGCAUGAAGACUUGAAAUGGGAGUACGAAACAUUGGAUCUACGUUUUCAACAGCUGAAAGAAGAACGUGAUACAUUAAAAAAUAAAUUUAUUACAGCCAUUUUGGAUUUACAACAGAAAACUGGGCUGAAAAAUGCACUGCUGCAAAAACGUUUAGAGCAUUUAGUGGAUAGUUUAGAAGUACGCGAUGCAAUGCUUGUAGAUAUUACGAAAACUUGUAAUUUACCUCCGACAGAAGUGAACAAUCGUGUUGAACAAAUGUUAAAGGACAAAAAUAAUCUAAUACAAGAUUUGCAAUAUGAAUUAGCACGAGUUUGUAAAAUGCAUGAUGAUUUAUUGCGUACGUAUGAAGCGAAAUUACAACAAUUUGGAAUAGCAAAAGAAGAACUUGGUUUUACGCCACUGAGAGCCAGCAAAACAGCACCAGCAAAUGUUGAGAAUUUAGGCCAAGGACCAGCUGGACUUGUAUGUCAAAAUAUAAAAUAA
Messenger RNA from Chrysoperla carnea, 1403 nucleotides. It is a transcript of the gene Gas8, whose product is annotated as dynein regulatory complex subunit 4. Lineage: Eukaryota; Metazoa; Arthropoda; Insecta; Neuroptera; Chrysopidae. The transcript has a single exon. The record is from RefSeq and is a predicted model, not a curated record. Gene Ontology annotation, molecular function: small GTPase binding; microtubule binding. Gene Ontology annotation, biological process: cell motility. Gene Ontology annotation, cellular component: microtubule; motile cilium; Golgi apparatus. The coding region runs from base 36 to 1403 and encodes 455 amino acids.